Molecule: messenger RNA, 528 nt
Organism: Aspergillus welwitschiae
Lineage: Eukaryota; Fungi; Ascomycota; Eurotiomycetes; Eurotiales; Aspergillaceae
Exons: 2
Coding region: 1-528 (175 amino acids)
Source: RefSeq, a predicted model, not a curated record
AUGGCGGGCUCAAUCCCCUUUGUAGGAGCAUUUGCUCCACGGUCUCCAGGAAAGCCUUAUGCUUCGACAGCGGACAUGGUUAUGGAAAUGAAUAUGCUCACGGAAUCCAUGAAAAAUAUGGCCACCCAAAUUGAACAGUACCAGGGUGGUAUGAGUAAUCUGCUUUACUUGACUCGAGGCACCUAUAAGGUCUACGAUAGCGCCAUGAAUGCACGGAAAAGAAUCGCAUCUACCGAGGUCACGGACGGUCGGGACGAGGAAGACAAAGUCUUGACUGCUACAUACGAAAUGAUCAACGCCCUGGCUCAAGCUAUUGUGGCUACUUCAGGCAAGACGAUCUUCGUGAAGAAGAUCCCUAGCGGAUCAUCAAUCGUCCAAGCUGUUUUGUGCAAAAUGCAUGAUGCGAAGGAAGGACUGCAGGCAGCACUUCUCAGGCACUGCCCGAAUGGAUUCACGCCAGGAAUAUUGGAACAGUUCUGUGAUUUUGACCAGAGGUGCACAGAUCUGAUGUCAGAUCUCAGAGCUUAG